AUGGUGCUUUCUCGUCGAAUUGGUGCCCUCUCUAACAAGUCUGCUCUCAGCGUCCCUGCGCGGCGAAGUAUGGGAGGAUUGGCCAAUUUUCGCGUGCCUCCCAUUCGCAAUGAGCCCAAUCCAUCAUAUGCAAAGGGCUCUGCCGAGCGCUCUGAACUUCAAGCUGCCUUGGACAGGCUGAAGAGCCAAGUGCCUAUGCAGGUGCCCCUGUCUAUUGGCGGUCAAGAGAUUUCAUCGGGCUUGACCCACAUUCAAGGCAACCCAUCAGCACAUUCAGGGCCCGUCGCCAAAUAUGCCCAAGCAUCAGCCGAGCAGGUCAACGAGGCCAUCGAAAAGGCUCUACAAGCCAAGCCAGCAUGGGAGAACAUGUCUUUCAACAACCGGGCCGCGAUCUUUCUCCGCGCCGCCGAGCUCGUCGCAACCAAGUACCGCUACGACAUCAUGGCCGCCACGAUGCUGGGACAGGGCAAGAAUAUCUGGCAGGCCGAAAUCGACGCUGCCGCUGAGACGGCUGAUUUCUACCGUUUCAACGUCCACCACGCCUCGGAGCUGUAUAAGCAGCAGAACACCAUGAAUGACGCGGGCAUGUGGAAUCGCAUGGAAUACCGCCCCCUCGAGGGCUUCGUCUACGCGAUCAGUCCCUUUAACUUCACGGCGAUCGGGGCCAACUUGAUCGCUGCUCCGGCCAUCAUGGGCAACGUUGUGAUCUGGAAGCCCUCAGACUAUGCGGUCUACGCGGGUUACCUGCAAAAGAAGAUCCUCGAGGAAGCUGGCCUUCCAGAGAAUGUCAUUCAAUUCUUGCCCGGUAACCCCAAGACCGUUACGGAUACUGUCCUGGAGCGUCCAGAGUUCGCGGCCCUGCAUUACACCGGCUCGACUGAAGUUUUCCGUGAUUUGUACGGCCAGAUCGCUGACGGCGUCCGCGCCGGCCAUUAUGACAGCUACCCUCGCAUCGUUGGCGAGACUGGCGGAAAGAACUUCGCAGUCGUGCACUCGAGCGCAGACAUUCGCAAUGCGGUCGUGAACACCGUCCGCGGAGCCUUCGAAUACCAGGGACAAAAGUGCUCUGCGACCUCCCGACUCUACGUCUCCGAGUCUGUAUGGCCGGAGUUCAAGAAGCAACUCGUUCACGAAACCGAGAAGAUCAAGAUCGGGCGUCCCGAGGACUUCGAGAACCUUAUGGGCCCGGUCAUCCACGAGCGAUCGUUUAAUAAGCUCGCCAAAGUCAUCAACAACGCGAAGAAAGAUCCCUCAGUCACUCUACUGGCCGGCGGCACGACGUCCCGCGAGAAGGGCUGGUUCGUCCACCCGACGGUCUUCCAAGUUCAGGACGCUUCGCACUCACUCAUGAAGAACGAGUUCUUCGGCCCUAUCCUAUCCGUGUAUGUCUAUCCUGACAGCCAAUUCGAAGAGACUCUGUCCCAAGUAGACAAGGGUACUAAGUUCGGUCUCACCGGUGCGUUCUUCGCAAAGGAUCGAUCGGCGAUCGAAGUCGCGGAGAGGCUGCUGCGUCAUUCAGCUGGGAACUUUUAUAUUAACUGCAAGAGUAGUGGAGCGGUGGUUGGUCACCAGCCAUUUGGGGGUUCCAGGGCCAGCGGUACGAAUGAUAAGGCGACGAGUACAAACCUGGUUGCGCGUUUCGCAAGUAUCAGAAGUAUGAAAGAGGAUUUCCAGCUCGCAGAGGAGGUUGGUUAUCCUUCUAAUGUGGUUUAG
Messenger RNA from Aspergillus affinis, 1713 nucleotides. RefSeq names its product L-glutamate gamma-semialdehyde dehydrogenase. The transcript is spliced from 3 exons. Lineage: Eukaryota; Fungi; Ascomycota; Eurotiomycetes; Eurotiales; Aspergillaceae. The record is from RefSeq and is a predicted model, not a curated record. Gene Ontology annotation, molecular function: L-glutamate gamma-semialdehyde dehydrogenase (NAD+) activity. The coding region runs from base 1 to 1713 and encodes 570 amino acids. Gene Ontology annotation, cellular component: mitochondrial matrix.